UUCAUUAAAUUUGUUUUUACAAAUUUCUAAAAUAUACUGAGGCUAGCACCAGGAUCUUAGUCUUGUUUAAAGGCCGUCUGCAACCUUAUCCGCAUACUUAAUAUUUCUAUUUUGAAUUGAUUUUUUUUUUUUUUUUAAAGCAUCCUUAAACCAAACUCUGCUUUUCUUAUUACAGCCUUUCACCUGUGCCAGACUGCGAUUUGGACAUUUUCCACUGCUACCUGCUGUGAAACUCACCUGCAUCAAGAGCUCAUAAAUACACAUACCUCUUAAUUCUAAAUUUAUUUAGACAAAAACAUAAUCUACACAUUUACACAACACAAUUAUUUUAACACAAAAACAUACACACACACUGCUAAAUUUGAUUAACUUCUAUCUUUCUAUCAAGCAAAAUAUUUGUACUACAUUUGACUUUAUUUUUGCUUCUGAUUUUAAUAACAACUUUUUCCCCCCAGUUCUCUUUUGCUGUGAUUUGACAGAAUGCCACGAAGAGGGCGUCGGUCGGAGGCAGCCAAGAUCAGAUGGAGAAGGAUGGACUCUGAGCCAGAUAUUGCCAAGCCCACGACACCCCAACCCACCCCGCAGGCCUGGUCCCCCACUCAGUCUCCAGAGAAGAAGAAACCCCUACUGAUGGCGUUCGGGCCCCCAGACCAGACAUGUCCCAUGGUGUGCCAGGAGGAACCUCGUGAGCCAUCGACCCCCCUCCGGUCUCGUCAAGGGACAGGGUAUCGGCAUCGUGUCAUGCAGUGGGGCUAUUCACGCGUAUCCAGGCGUAGGCGUAAGUUCGUGCUCCUAGCCGAGGCUCCAGAGAAAAAGUUUGCUCUAUUGGUUGGCGAUUCCCAUUUGCGAGCUAUUGUGGAUGGGUUUGUCACCAUGCCAAAGAGUACUUUCUCCUUAGGGGUGCUGUCUUCUCCUGGAGCAUCUGCAGACGAGUUGCGACGUGAGGUACUGGAUACGGUUCUGCCUCGGACCCCAGACGUCAUCUGUCUUCUGGCGCCCAGCAACAACUUGAGUUCUAGCACGACCUACCAGGAGGCGGGACGGGACUUCGACUCUUUGUUGCAUACCAUAAGCAACCUCUGUGCUAAUGUGGUUGUUUUGGACUUCCCACCACGGCUCAUCGUCGAGGAGAGGGAGCAGACACUCCUGCGACAGGAGUACAGCCGUGUAGCAGCCAAGAGAAAUGUUCGGUACCUACCGGUCAUUGAGCACUUCCCUCUCAGCCACCUGGACUUGUGGAGCAGGGAUGGUGUUCAUCUGAGUGACGCACCUGGGAUGGAGGUUCUUGCUAAGUUGCUGUGGGCUGCGGUCUCCACGCAACUUCAGUUAAGUGCGCCUGUGUCUGAGUCUCUAGCUCUGUCUGCUUUUCCACCUCUAUCUGCUUGUCCCCCCGUCUCGUUGCCUCCUUGUCCCCCCGUCUCGUUGCCUCCUUGUCCCCCCGUCUCGUUGCCUCCUUGUCCCCCCGUCUCGUUGCCUGCUUGUCCCCCCGUCUCGUUGCCUGCUUGUCCCCCCGUCUCGUUGCCUGCUUGUCCCCCCGUCUCGUUGCCUGCUUGUCCCCCCGUCUCGUUGCCUGCUUGUCCCCCCAUCUCGUUGCCUGCUUGUCCCCCCGUCUCGUUGCCUGCUUGUCCCCCCGUCUCGUUGCCUGCUUGUCCCCCCGUCUCGUUGCCUGCUUGUCCCCCCGUCUCGUUGCCUGCUUGUCCCCCG
Molecule: messenger RNA, 1704 nt
Organism: Fundulus heteroclitus (mummichog)
Lineage: Eukaryota; Metazoa; Chordata; Actinopteri; Cyprinodontiformes; Fundulidae
Product: leucine-rich repeat extensin-like protein 5
Exons: 9
Source: RefSeq, a predicted model, not a curated record